GUCCACAAAUCUAUCUGGCAGCUCCUUUUCAUUAAAAUAUAAAUUGUUUUCCAAGAUAUGUAUAUGUUUUCAAUUUAAAUUAAAGAACUUCCGAAAAUCUUAAAUGGCAUUGGAAAAGUUAGAGAUAAAUAAAGCCAAUGCUUGCAAUAUAUCUAAUUUUCCACACUGCCAGUGCAUCCCGAACAGCUGAUAAAGCAUACACACAAGCGUCGAAAAACAAGGGAUGACAAAGCCGGAUGACAGGAUAUAAGGCAGAACUUGAUUCAGAACCCUAAACUGAAAAGAACCAUCAUGGAGGAACGUGCUGUGUUGGCCAACAUUGCAUCCAUAAUCACCAAGGAUCUGCUGAUAGACCAGCCGCCAGUGGACAUUAAAUCUGGUAGCUAUCCACUGUUGUCCUUCGACGAGGACGACGAUGAGGCAGAAAUAUUUGCUCUGAUGCAAAGGAAACGGGCGUUGACUUCCAAUCGAAAGCGCAGGAUGCCGCAGGGGCCGGAGGACCGUAAACAGGACAUCAAGCUGCCCAAACUGGAGUGGCACCACGCAGAACUGAAUCUACUUCACCGCUAUACGGACUCCCAGUUUGAGUCUUACCUUCACAUGCGCAAGCUCACAUUCCUGAAAAUUCAACAAACCCUAGAGGGAAUCCUGAGCGGGAUUACGCUACCCGGAUAUCCGACUCCGCCGGCGCAAACUAUGCUAUCCCUGGCCAUGUGGAAGCUGUCCACCGACGAGCACUUCGAAGAGAUCGCCCGGAAGUUCGGACUACCAUGGGCUCUUUGCCAACAGGUGGUGCGAGGAUUCUGGCAUUGCAUCUCCGACAACUACGAGAGCUUCAUCAAGUGGCCAAACUCGCUGGCCGCGCAGCGCAGCACUCUGCAGGGAUACCAGCAGCUGGUGGAACUUCGAUGCUUCCGGGAACUGUUCGGUAUCAUAACGCUGAGGCGGCUAGACGUCUUCCUCGAAUCGGAGCACGCCGAGGUCCCGGUGGUGCUACAGCUGAUCUGCAAUGCGGAGCGAAAAAUCGUUGACUGUUACGUAGAACUGGCCGUAGAAUACAGCUUCGAGGACUCGCCCAUCGGUCAGACUUUGGCCCUGAACCCAAGGACCAUGCCGGCGGGCAGCUAUCUCAUCGGGAAUGGGGUGUUUCCUCUCAAGUCCUACCUGAUGCGGCCCAUAGAGGCCGAGUGCUUCCGCAAGGAUGCGGUGUUUAACGAACUGCUGCGUCCCGCCUUCCAAUUGGCGGAAGAUGUCCUAGAUACACUGGCUCGACGUUUUAAUUCUCUCUACGCCUUGGAGGCACGUGAUUUAAACGAGGUGCGGCUGAUCGUGGAGAGCAUCUGUGCGAUGCACAACCUCUGCGAAGAGUACCAGGACGAAGGAUUGGAGAGCGCUGCUCACAGCAGCUUUAGCUGGGGCGGACUGGCGGAGGGCAUCAAGGGCAGCGAGAAGGACUCAAAGGGACUGCAGCGAAGGGUGGAGCUACUUGAUGAACUGGUGGCUACCGAGCCGGGAGAAUGAAUUUAUGGUAAAAAGAUUACAAAUUUAUUUAUUUGGGCUGAAGUAUUUAAAAAAUAUAAAUAUCUUAUUAUUUUACUUUACAAUAAUACGGUCAAAUUAAUAUGUAUAAACCAAUAA
Drosophila ficusphila is the source of this 1638-nucleotide messenger RNA. RefSeq lists its product as uncharacterized. Lineage: Eukaryota; Metazoa; Arthropoda; Insecta; Diptera; Drosophilidae. The transcript has 2 exons. Bases 292 to 1521 code for a protein of 409 amino acids. The record is from RefSeq and is a predicted model, not a curated record.